UCAUAGUUGGAAGAAGGUGGGGAGAAAAGUGUCGGUGGCCAGAGCUCGGCUCAGUUCAGCCUGUGGUGGCGGUCAGGACUAAAAGCCUGGACGCAGAAGUCAUGCACAUUAACGCACCCAGCAGAAAGUGAGGGAGACCCAACCUAAAGGUUAAAGCAAUGGUGACUCGAGGGUGCCACAGUGGGAGGGUUGGGGCCAGCUACUGAUGGCUAUCUUUCUUAAGGGAUGACGAUCACCCGCGAAGCGUGCAAAGCAGAAGCACCUCGCCCAAGCCUUUGCCCUGCUUCCCGAAGAAGGUGGUACCCUGGGGUCGGACGCAGGAGUCAGCCCCUGUGAGCAGCUCUGGACGCCCCCAGUGCACCCUCAGUAGGGUUCAGUUGGCGCCAGCGGCUCUCGCUCGGUCCCCUGGGGCUGCCUGCGGCCGGGGCGGGGCGGCCUGCGGCCGGGGCUCCUCCCUCUUCUGCCCCCAGCUCCCCUGCUCUUAACCCGCGCGCGGGGGCACCCAGGCCACUGGGCUCCGCGGAGCAAUCCAGGGGUCAGCGCCGAUUCCGAGCCGCGUGCGUCCCGUACCCAGGCCGACGCCAGCACGCCGCCAUGGCCCCGGCAGCGGCGUCGGGUGGCAGCUCCCUGCCCAGUGGCUUCUCGGUCUUCUCCACCUUCCCCGACCUGCUCUUCGUCUUUGAGUUUGUCUUCGGGGGCCUGGUGUGGAUCCUGAUCGCCUCCUCCCACGUGCCCAUUCCCCUGAUCCAGGGCUGGGUGAUGUUUGUGUCUGUGUUCUGCUUUGUGGCCUCCACCACCCUGCUCAUCUUGUACAUAAUUGGUACCCAUGGUGGAGAGACUUCCUGGAUCACCCUGGACACAGCCUACCACUGCAUCGCUGCCCUGUUUUACCUCAGUGCCUCAGUCCUGGAAGCCCUGGCCACCAUCUACAUGCAAGAUGGCUUCACCUACAAAUACUACCAUGAAAACAUCUCUGCUGUGGUGUUUUCCUACGUAGCCACUCUGCUGUACGUGGUCCAUGCAGUGUUUUCUUUAAUCAGAUGGAAGUCUUCGUAAUGCAGCAGAAGAACUUGAGCUGCAGACCCAGGCGAUGUUAACUGAUUGACCCACCUGCCGACAUACCAUUUUAGAACACAGAAAUCCUCUCAAUGGUGGAAAAAAGAAAACACCCCCUCCCCAAAUAGCCAUGUUCUGUUUCUAUGGGUGUCAUAUUUAACUUCCAACUACUGUGCUGUCUUUCUAGUGUUACUUCCUAUUUGUAAAAGGGGACCUUUGGUCUGGGGGUGGGACAUGGGGACUGUGAUCUGAGAGGGAAACAGAGAUCCCCUGCUGAGCCCUGGACCGGAUCUUGAGAACUGCCUAUUGGAAUGUUCCACGGGCUCUUUGAGCACCCCAUCUUGUGACAUGUUUCUAAGUUUUCGUGGAUAUUCUGGUGUCAUGGGGAUGAACAUGUACCCAAACAGAUAUUUCCAGAUGUCCAUGGUGGAAGAUGAUAACCCUUGGAAGUACUUUAUAAAGUGCCUUUAUGUUCAGUA
Molecule: messenger RNA, 1535 nt
Organism: Nycticebus coucang (slow loris)
Lineage: Eukaryota; Metazoa; Chordata; Mammalia; Primates; Lorisidae
Gene: MAL
Product: mal, T cell differentiation protein
Exons: 4
Coding region: 595-1056 (153 amino acids)
Biological process (GO): myelination
Cellular component (GO): membrane
Molecular function (GO): structural constituent of myelin sheath
Source: RefSeq, a predicted model, not a curated record